Molecule: messenger RNA, 3676 nt
Organism: Carassius auratus (goldfish)
Lineage: Eukaryota; Metazoa; Chordata; Actinopteri; Cypriniformes; Cyprinidae
Product: acetyl-coenzyme A transporter 1-like
Exons: 7
Coding region: 270-1901 (543 amino acids)
Biological process (GO): acetyl-CoA transmembrane transport
Cellular component (GO): membrane
Molecular function (GO): acetyl-CoA transmembrane transporter activity
Source: RefSeq, a predicted model, not a curated record
CAUUUUACAGACGCACCGCUCCGGCUUCCUUUUCAUUUCAGCUGUCAGUUCUUCUAACAGCGCUUCCCGAUGUCUUGUAAACUAGGAAUAUUAUAUGUUUAUGCACAGAUAUUAAUGUGUCAGUAAGGCCCUGCUUAUCUGAAGUCAAGGAACAGUGUUUUUAUUUUCUUUUUCAUUUUGUUCAUUGAUGUCUUGACUUGUCAUGUGGAAUGUCAUCAAAGUGCAAGGUGUUUUGAGGACAUAUCUGGACUGAUGUUCAGCAGGUUGAGAUGGAACUGUCUGAAUGUGUCACACAGAAGUACGGGAGGCUGCGGAAGCUUGUGGUGUCCAGCUCUGAUAUGGAUGAAAGGGAAUCCAUUCUAGAGGUUGAGUGUGACGAAGAGGCUCUUCUACCACAGUCAGUCAGGGCUGAUGGACAAGCGAAAGCAUAUCGUGGGAUCAAAGGAGAACUGGGCAAUGUGGCCCUGUUAUUGUUUUUGUAUUUGCUUCAGGGCAUUCCCUUAGGCUUGGCCGGGAGCAUCCCUCUCAUCAUGCAGAGUAAGAACGUUAGCUACAAGGACCAGGCCUAUUUUAGCUUCGUCUUUUGGCCCUUCAGUCUAAAGCUGCUCUGGGCUCCCCUGGUGGACUCGCUGUACCUGCGGCAGUUUGGCAGGAGGAAGUCGUGGCUGGUGCCCACUCAGUACCUGCUGGGUCUUUUUAUGCUUUACCUGUCAGUCACGGUUGAUGCGAUGCUUCAGACAGAGGGACAGAGUGGGCCAGAUGUGAUCACACUGACCGCAGUCUUCUUCAUGCUGGCUUUCCUCGCAGCCACGCAAGAUAUUGCCGUCGAUGGCUGGGCUUUGACUAUGCUGUCCAGGGAGAAUGUGGGUUAUGCUUCCACUUGUAAUUCUGUGGGUCAGACGGCUGGGUACUUCUUAGGAAAUGUGUUGUUUCUGGCUCUGGAGUCUGCUGAUUUCUGCAACAAGUAUCUGAGGUUUGAGCCUCAGGAACGGGGCAUUGUAACGCUCUCAGAUUUCUUGUUUUUAUGGGGGAUUGUGUUCAUGGUAUCUACCACUCUGGUUGCUAUACUGAAAAAGGAAACCACCAGUCACCAUCAUACUAAGAAGAAGCCUAAAGAGGAGAUGCAGAGUGUUAUGGAGACCUACAAACUUUUGCUCCGCAUUAUUAAAAUGCCCACUGUCUUUACCUUCUGUUCCCUAUUGCUGACUGCUAAGGUCGGUUUUUCUGCUGCAGAUGCUGUGACUGGGUUGAAGCUAGUGGAAGCCGGGGUUCCUAAAGAGCAGCUGGCUCUACUGGCAGUUCCCAUGGUGCCUCUGCAAAUCUUGCUGCCUGUAGUUAUUAGUAAAUACACAGCUGGCCCACGUCCACUUGAUGUUUUCUACAAAGCUUUCCCAUUCAGGCUGCUGAUUGGUCUGGGGUACGCCGUGCUGGUCUGGUGGACCCCAAGUGUUCGGCAGGAGGAGGGCUUUCCAAUGUAUUACUAUGCUGUUGUGCUGUUGAGCUAUGCAGUACAUCAGGUGGCACUAUACAGCAUGUAUGUUGCCCUCAUGGCCUUUCAUGCCAAGGUCAGUGACCCUGUGAUAGGAGGCACCUACAUGACCCUUCUGAACACUCUGACUAAUCUAGGAUCAAACUGGCCCUCUACACUAGCUCUAUGGCUGGUAGACCCUCUCACCUUUAAAGAGUGCCAGGGAGCCCCCAGGCAGACGUGUGGAUCGGUUGAAGAAGCAGGGCUCUGUGUCAGAGAGGGCGGCACGUGUGUGACGACACUGGACGGUUACUACGUUGAGUCUUUGGUGUGUGUGCUGAUUGGUCUCUGCUGGUGGAUGUUCUUCGGGAAAAGAAUGAAGCGGUUACAAGAAGAGAGCCCCGCUGCGUGGCAUUGCAGGGUUGUCAAAUAACAUAGUCUGUACUGGAAUCUGUCUCUUGUUUUAAAGUUACUUCAUGCCUUGCCCUCUCUUUCCUUCUCUGGAGCAACUACUUCUUUUUGUCAUGCUACAGCAGGCCUGUAGACCGGCUUUAAACUAUGAAACAGUAGAAUGUACUGUACUGUUACAUUCUUAGCAUAUCUGUUCCAUCAUCCCCAAGAAUCAGAGCUUUUAUGCCAAAUAGAAAUCUGUAGAGAUGGCACUAGCGUAUGUGUGAAGUUCAUGGUGGCAUGACAUUCACUGCACAGCUGCCUUAUAGCGUUUGUCUUCGAAAUACUUGAGUUCAUUCCUGUGCCUUGUGCCUCGCUUUUUAUAAUUAUCAUACAGGUUUCUCCAAAAAGACUGUGGAUCUUCUGAUUUCAUAAAUGCCAUAAUGAAGAAGUAGUUGCUUUUUCUCCAGAAAGACUUGAUGGUUGCACUUUAUUUUAUAGUAUGUGUACAUUUAUGUGCUUAUAGUUUACUUCCAGUGUAUUUAUCUAAGAAAGUUCUGGUAAUAGAAGGUAACUACAUGGGGUAAGGUUAGGUUUAGGGGGAGGUUCAGGGCUAGUACCUAGUUAUUACAUAUUUAUUGUAAUUACUAUAAUAAGAACAUAGUAUGUACAUGUGGAACAGGACUGUAAAAUAAAGUGCGACUUGAUUCUAAUUGAGCUCUUCAGGUGGAAUGUACGUAUUUAUGCAGUAUAGACCCAAAUUGCUUCAACAAUCAAAUAAUUGGAAAAAUAAAAAGGGUAGAAAGUUAACUAGUUAACUCCUGCAAGAAAAGGAAAAAAUAAUAAUAUUGAAAAAGACUCUAUUUUCUUUAUUUUUCUUUGUGUUUUUAUGGCCAGUGAAGUUUGAAUGUGUAUAACUGAACUUAAUAUUCAUGAAACCAGUUGUGCCUUUUAAGAAACCAGAUUUUCUUAGCGCUACCAAAUCUAUAAAUCAUUUAGACUUUAGAAGAAAGCCUGGAAUUUACAAGUGUAAUGUUUGUUGACUGGGAUAUUUAUACGAUCACCAGCACUUUAACUAAUAUUUGGUUUUCAGUGAUAACUAGGGAUAAUUUAAAGAGAUCGUUGACCCAAAACUGACUAUUCAGUUAUUAGUUACUCAUUUUCAUUCUUUAAAACUAUGACUCUUUUAAUAAACACAAAAGAAGAGACAUCAGGCACAGUUUAAAUACUGUUGUUAAACAAACAGUUUUUUUUUUUUUUUUUUUCUCGAUUCUAUGAAGUCAAUGGCUGCUGGCAACUUUUUGUUUCCCAACAUUCUUCAAAAUAUUUUAUUUUGUGUUUAGCAGAAAAAAGAAAUUCAUACAGGUUCGGAUCAACUUGAGAUUCAGUAAAUGAUGGCAGAAUUGUCAUUUUUGGGUUGAACUAUUGCUUUAUGCACUGACAGCCUCGGUCUCCAUUUACUUUUACAUAAUCUUUUUCCAUGAAAGUAAAUGAUCAAGACUGUCAUCCUGACAAAUCUUCUUUUGUGUUCCAUAGUUGGGGAAAUCCAAAUGAUCUAUGUAAACUAUCCCUGUAAAAUACUGUACUAUAUGGAUAAAUAUGUUACCUGGUGUCAAUUUUUCUUCAUGCAAAUUUUUUAUAUUUGUAAUCUUCAUUAAGUGUUCACCUUUUUGUUUUAUGUCAUAUAGUGGGGAGAGGGUACAGCUGCAGUGUCUUUGGAUCUUUGUAAAUACUUACUUUGUAAAUGUUCCAAGGAACGCUUUUACCAACAUUCCCAAACUCUAUGUAAAAUAAAUGAAGGUCUUUUAUACAAAUAAA